Molecule: messenger RNA, 426 nt
Organism: Arachis duranensis
Lineage: Eukaryota; Viridiplantae; Streptophyta; Magnoliopsida; Fabales; Fabaceae
Product: lysine-rich arabinogalactan protein 19-like
Exons: 1
Coding region: 1-426 (141 amino acids)
Source: RefSeq, a predicted model, not a curated record
AUGCGAAGCACACUGCGCAGUCGCGCACCCCUUUCCCGAACCUCCACCUUCUUCUCCCUCUUCUCUCCCCCAACUGCCGUCGCAGCAGCAGCGCCGACCGCCGCCGCACGACCUACCUCCGUCACCGUCCUUGACCAUCAUUUCCCUUCCCCUCUCACCACAACCCGUUCUCUCCCUCUCCCUCUCACUCCUCUCACCCCUCUCACCGUGACCAACCCCUCCGCCGCCACCCCGCCAUCACUGCCGGCGGCUCGCUCCGUCUCCUUCCUUCCUGCACAUUCCCCUAUCAUUCUCCUCUUUCACCAUCACCAACCCUUUCCCCCUCAGUUUCUCAUUCUUCAGCCCAAACCACCGCCCCGGCCGUCUUCACCGUCACCGUUCACGGCGGUUCCAAUUUCUGUCUCUGCUGCCCCUGCCCUAUCCUAG